AUACAAAAGCGAAAGCUUGCUUGCUUUGUAUUCUCUAUCCUUCAAUUUCCAUCCAACAUUCUCAUCCCUACCUAAUCCUUUCUCUGAUUUCCAAGAAAUCUCUGCCUGUGAAUCUCUCUUUCCCGUAGCGAAGAUGAUGCACAUGACCUUGUACUGGGGAAUCAAGGUAACCCUUUUGUUCGAUUCUUGGAAAACCGAUUCAUGGCCGAGUUACCUUCUCUCCUUACUCGCCUGCUUCCUCCUCUCUUCCUUCUACCAAUACAUGGAAGAUCGACGCAUCCGGUUUAAAGCCCUUGCCUCCUCCCGCUCUCGCCCAUCGUCGCUGGAUGUUCCCCUUUUGCGCUCCAAAGGUCGUUUCAGUCCAGCAAAAUUCGCUGCCGCCAUUCUAUUUGGGGUCAACUCGGCGAUCGGAUACCUACUGAUGUUGGCGAUAAUGUCUUUUAACGGCGGUGUAUUCUUGGCAAUUGUUUUGGGGUUAUCCGUUGGGUAUUUAUUGUUUAGAAGUGAAGAUGACGGGGUCGUAGUGGUGGAGGAUCCCUGCGCUUGUUCUUGAAAAUUUCUGGCUUAUACCCUCUUUGUUUCAAUGGUUGAAUUCCUGCAAAUCUGUUGUCUUAGCCUUGUGUCUUUGUGAUUAUCACAUGAUAGGUGAAUUUAUUGUUGUGGGUUUUUCAGAUCUGAAUCGUCUUCUUUGUGAAAUUUUUUAUAUGAAUUCGAUUGCUCAUGAUUCCUAUUUCUAUUCACAGAACAGAGCUUAUGGCUUGCUUCUUGUUUCCAAUGUAAGUUUAUCUCUUUCUACAGCUUUUGGAAAGAAAUCAUAAUUGGAUUGAUGUGUUCCUUUCUUGCUCUA
Messenger RNA from Manihot esculenta (cassava), 847 nucleotides. RefSeq names its product copper transporter 5. The coding region runs from base 134 to 553 and encodes 139 amino acids. Lineage: Eukaryota; Viridiplantae; Streptophyta; Magnoliopsida; Malpighiales; Euphorbiaceae. Gene Ontology annotation, molecular function: copper ion transmembrane transporter activity. Gene Ontology annotation, biological process: intracellular copper ion homeostasis; copper ion transmembrane transport. Gene Ontology annotation, cellular component: plasma membrane. The record is from RefSeq and is a predicted model, not a curated record. The transcript has a single exon.